AUGGCAUUUCCAAAAGUAACUGGUGACAUGAAGUAUAAGGCGUUUGUUGAUGGAGAAAUCAAGGAAGUAAGUAUUGGUGGGCAUGAAGGAUGCGUUGUGCUGGUAUUCUAUCCUCUUGACUUUACUUUCGUAUGUCCCACUGAACUUAACAGAUUCAGUGAUCUUAAGGAUGAGUUUGUGAAGCGAGGAGCCACAGUUUUAUUCGUUUCCUGUGACUCUGUGUACACACAUAAGGCAUGGGCUCAAGUUCCAAGGGAGAACGGAGGUGUUAUGGGAGUUUCAUGGCCGAUGAUAUGGGAUGAAAGAGGAGAUCUCAGCAGGAGCAUGGGGAUGUACGAUGCAGAUAGUGGCCAUCCAAUGCGUGGAACAAUCAUUCUUUCGAGGACUUUGGAUGUGAAGCACAUGAGUGUCAACCAUGCAGAGAUAGGAAGGUCAGUUGAUGAAAUAUUAAGACUUAUUGAUGCGAUUGCAUUCAAUGAGGAGUUUGGAGAAGUGUGCUUUGUUGAUUGGAAGAAGAAGUAA
Ordospora colligata OC4 is the source of this 522-nucleotide messenger RNA. RefSeq names its product peroxiredoxin. The transcript has a single exon. The coding region runs from base 1 to 522 and encodes 173 amino acids. Gene Ontology annotation, molecular function: thioredoxin peroxidase activity. Gene Ontology annotation, biological process: hydrogen peroxide catabolic process; cell redox homeostasis; cellular response to stress. Lineage: Eukaryota; Fungi; Microsporidia; Ordosporidae. The record is from RefSeq and is a predicted model, not a curated record. Gene Ontology annotation, cellular component: cytosol.